UAAACGAUGGAUUGGAGCUGAGGCCAAAAUACAAUGGGAUUCUCCACUGUCUGACCACGGUCUGGAAGCAUGAAGGACUACGAGGCUUAUAUCAAGGAGUAACUCCCAACCUGGUGGGAGCAGGGGCAUCCUGGGGACUUUACUUUUUCUUUUACAAUGCCAUUAAAGCUUACAAGAAGGAAGGGAAGAUGGAAAAUCUCGGUGCAACCGAACACCUAAUGUCAGCUGCACAGGCUGGAGCCAUGACUCUCUGUAUUACAAACCCAAUAUGGGUAACGAAGACACGACUCGUGCUGCAGUAUAACGCUGGCGUUGAUCCAUCAAAGCGGCAAUACAGAGGAAUGGUUGAUGCUCUUGUAAAGAUAUACAGGACAGAAGGCAUACGUGGCUUAUAUAAG
Molecule: messenger RNA, 398 nt
Organism: Acanthisitta chloris (rifleman)
Lineage: Eukaryota; Metazoa; Chordata; Aves; Passeriformes; Acanthisittidae
Product: mitochondrial folate transporter/carrier-like
Exons: 3
Biological process (GO): nucleotide transport; folate import into mitochondrion
Cellular component (GO): mitochondrion
Molecular function (GO): folic acid transmembrane transporter activity; FAD transmembrane transporter activity
Source: RefSeq, a predicted model, not a curated record